This is a messenger RNA of Penicillium nucicola, 1371 nucleotides long. RefSeq lists its product as uncharacterized. The coding region runs from base 1 to 1371 and encodes 456 amino acids. The transcript is spliced from 3 exons. Gene Ontology annotation, biological process: transmembrane transport. Gene Ontology annotation, molecular function: transmembrane transporter activity. Lineage: Eukaryota; Fungi; Ascomycota; Eurotiomycetes; Eurotiales; Aspergillaceae. The record is from RefSeq and is a predicted model, not a curated record.
AUGAGCAAGAAUUGGUCGUUAGCUGCAAAACUAUCCACAUACCUGACCAUUUGUUCGUUCACCUUCCUCGCCAAUGUCAACAGUAGCAAUUUCACGGUGGCAACCCAGCCCAUCAUCAAGGAGUUUCAUGUUACCCAGACCCAAGCCGGUGAGCUAGUAUGCUUUAAUGUAUUCAUGUUCGGAGUGGGUAACAUUUUCUGGGUGCCAUUGAUGCGGGUCAUUGGAAAGCGUCCAGUCUACCUGAUUGCGAUGCUCAGCCUGUGUAUGAUGAAUGUAUGGUCCAGCAAGGCCGUGAGUUAUGGAGAACUACUUGCUUCGCGGAUCCUGUCUGGAUUUGCCGCAGCUGCAGCUGAUGCCACUGUUCCCGCCGUGGUGGGGGACAUGGUCGCUCCCCAGGAUCGUGGACAUUAUAUGAUGUUCUUCCAUUUGGCAAUGACAGCAGGGCUGUUCCUCGGUCCUUUAAUCAAUGCUUAUCUGGUUCAAGACGAGAAUUGGCGCUGGAUGUGUUAUUUCCUUGCCAUUGCUGUUGGCGUCAUCUUUGCUGUCUCUAUUUGCACAAUCAGGGAAACUUCUUACCACAAGCCGCAUAGCAGCUCAUCUCCGACCAAGCGAUCACAACUACAAUGGAUGUCCUUGACUGUGGGCUUCAACCGUGAGGCUUCUUUUAUGCAGGCUCUCAUGGAUAUCCUUGCAAAUGCCGCAUACCCACCAUUAAUCUGGUGCUCACUUACCAUUGGCAUAUCCGUUGGCUGGAAUAUUGUUGUGCAGCUCAUGUCAUCUCGGACGUUCACGAAGCCCCCUUACAAUUGGGAACUAGGUGACCUCGGUCUACUCUCAAUCGCAGGAUUCAUUGGCUCAAUCCUUGCAUUUUAUGUUGGUGGUCGCCUGAUCGACACUAUUUCUACGCGAAGCACUGUUCGACAUGGCGGUGUUCGUUUGCCGGAAUACCGAUUGCCUGCUAUCGUGAUUCCUGGCUUGAUUGGACCCGCGGGGAUUCUCAUUUUUGGCCUUUGCGUUGCAAAUGAAACUCAUUGGAUCGGCCCCGCAGUGGGUAAUGCGAUGCAGGCUUUUGGUGUCGCCGCUAUCAGCAACGUUGCCGUGACAUACUCGCUAGACUCAUACAAACCGGUCACUGGUGAGGCUUUGGUCAUAAUAUUUGUGAUUCGGAACACUAUCGGGAUGCUUGUAUCGUUAUAUGCCGCAGACUGGAUUGAACGUCAAGGGCCUGCGGCCGUCUUUGGUGAAAUGACUGCGAUCCAAGUCGUGAGCAUCUCCUGCGCGAUUCCUCUUUUCAUUUGGGGCAAUGCUAUCCGAGCCUUCACUUCCCGAUAUGGCCCCAUGAAGCGUUUCCAGGAAUUACAAUCUAAUUGA